GAGACAUUGUGCAUCAUUUCAUCGUUUCUGGAGGAGGAGGAAACGGCACACACCACGAAGCAACACAAGCAAGCAAGCAACACAAGCAAGCAAGCAAGCAAGCAAGCAACUGGCGAUGAUGACUGGACGACUUGCACUGCAAGGGGUGCUGCGGCAGCGGCUCCUGACACUGCUCGCGAUGGUGGCGGUGGUGGCGGGAGGCCAUGCGGUGUGCGCGGAUGCAACAAUUGUGUUCCCGACACAGGAUGGCAUUGUUGUGCCUCUGGACGAGCACAACGUCGAGCUGGCGGCAGUGAAGCCUGGCUGGCUGCGCCUGUCAGUGUUCUCCUCAAACGCCCGCGAUGGCGGCCGCGUGCCAACACCAAUGGUGAGCGUGGGCCACAACGACACGCCCGCGUUCUCCUGGUGGCAGGACGACGGCUACGUCAUCUUCAGAACAGCGGACGGGCGCCUGGUGCUGGCAGAGAACGGCACAACGUGGGCGCUGCAAGGCCCCGACAACACCACGAUCAUGUUGUCCAAGAAGCUGUUGUCCAAGCCGUCCCCAAGCAGCAGCGAUCUCCUCUUGCAUGUCAACCGCAGCAGCGACGCACACGUGUACGGUUGCGGGCGCCUGACCAACACCACCAAAGUGCUGCCGCUGAACUGCUCGCGCGGCCUGCCGCUUGUGUCCGAGUUUGGGUUCCUCUCCUCCUUUGCCUGGAGCACCGACGGCUUUGCCAUGUUUGGGGUUGUGCCAGACAACGACGCGCGGUCGCAGCCAUUCCUCAAUCUCUCCUGGGCACAAGCCACGGAGGAGUUUCUCUGGCAGUUCUCGGCGCACCACCCGCGCUUGGACUUGUACCUGGCACCAGCGCCCACCCUGCGCGACGCAGUUGUGCUGCUCUGGAACCUGACGGGCGCGCCGGGGCUGCUCCCCAGCUACUCGCUCUCCUUCCUCGCUUCAAGGUCUGGCUGGGAGGAGCCGCCGUCCAUCAGCAAAGCCGUGGACGAGUUCUCCUCCGGCCACUUCCCGCUCUCGGCGGUUGUGGCAGACUACGAGUGGUUCUCCCCAGAGUCCGACGCGCAGCUGCCGCCCGAGGGCGCAGCCAACUUCUCCGACUUUGGCCUCAACCCGGCCGUGCUUCCCGGCGGGCCCAAAUUCCUGCAGCAGCUGCGCAGCCAGGGCGUGCACUUCGGCGGCGUGCGGUGGCCGCGCCUGGGGAACACGGCGCUGCUGCGGGAGGCGGGCUCCCUCGGCUGCCUGUUUCACGAGCCACCGCGGCACCUGCGCUUCAAUGACAAGGCGUGCAGGGAGUGGUACACACGCCAGCUGCAGGCAGACACGCAAGCCGGCGUGUCCUUCUUUUGGAACACGGGAGGGGACUCGGCUUAUUACACGUACAUGUACUGGGCGCGGGCUCAGACCAACGCGUUCAAGGAUCACAUCCCACCCACAACGACCACAACAACAACAACGACAACCACCACAACUACGAGUACGACAACGACCACAACGUCAACCACAACAACAAGCACAACAACAACAUCAACUACCACUACCACAACGUCAACAACCACAACCACAACCACGAGAAGAACAAGCACAACAAGCACAACGAGCACAACAAGCACAUCAUCAUCAUCAUCAUCGACCACGGUGCGGCUUCAUCCACAGUUUCACAAUAAGACCGCUCAAGCUGAAUCGCCCAUCGUGCAAUGGCGGGCCUUGCGCACGCGUGCUGGAGAGGGUCAACCCGAGCCCUCUUCUGCCUCGUGCAACGGCACUCAUCGGCGACCCUUCAGCCUGAGCAACGCGUUUACGCCCGGCAUUCAGUCCCUGGGCAACGUGGCCACCACGGGCCGCAUUGGCUCGUCAUGGGACGACUUGGAGGCAGCGGCAGGAGACAUUGUGGCCUACCUGAUGGCGGGAACAGCGUUUGUCUCCGUGGACAUUGGCGGCAACUCGCAGGGCACCGUGCCCGAUACGCUGCUGGUGCGCUGGUAUCAGCUUGGGUUGUUCACGACCGUGCCCCGGUCAAGUUCGGCACGCACGUCCAGCCCACAUUUCCCCUUUGAUGCGCAAACGCCGCCAGCGGUGGACGCGAUUCGGGCGGCGAUGCGCCUGCGCCAGAGGCUGAUGCCGACCAUCUACGCCGCCAUGGUGUGGCAGCACGUGCUGUUGGAGCCAAUGCUUCGCCCGCUGUUGUUUGAGUUCCCCAACGACGCGGAGGCGGCGCAGACGGCCACGCAAUGGCUGCUUGGGUCUGGGCUGAUGGUGGCGCCCGUGCUGUCGUCGUCGGACCAAGUGCAGGUGUACCUGCCUGUCGGCCUGUGGUUCCCGUUCACGCAGACACCAACGUCAUCGCCGACCCAGGGCAUUGCCGGGCCCACCCACCACGACGUUGUGGCGGAGCUGGCUGACAUCCCGCUGAUGGUGCGGGCGGGAACGCUGCUUGCGCUACAGGACGUUGGCAGCUCGCCGUCGCCGCCCGGCUUGCUCACCAUCUACGUGUAUGCCGGGCGAAACGCGUCUAUUGCAGUAGUGGAGGAUGAUGGCAAGCACUACUGCGGAUCUGGGCGCGUGACGACAUUUUCGUGGAAUGACGACACGCUCGUGUUGUCGUGGACACGCACAGCCGCUUCCAGUGGUGGUGGUGGUGGUGGUGGUGGUCGAGUUGGUGAUGGUGAUGUUACGGGCGAAGCGGAGGCGAAUUCGGUUUUGUUUCCUGCUGCGUCGCCAGGGUACAUUGUGGUGCAGGCCGUGUUAUGGCAGAAUGGCACUGCACCUAUCCAGUCGCAUGCGCGGAACAUUGGCCUGUCGGGGUUCCUUGAUUUCGCAACCCUGAUGUCACCCAACAGCCACAAACGCACACUGUAGAAACGUUGACUUUGCAUGGAGUGCGUGGAACGUGUGGAGUUUUGCGUGCAGUGUAGUAUGAGAGUGUUGUGAGUAUAUCGAGUGUGCAUCGAGUGUGUUGUCGUGUGUGCACUCUCAUGUUGAGUGUGCACUGUCAUGUUCAUGUUGAUGUGAGUGUUGAUGUGAGUGUGCGAUGUGAGGUGUUGUGCGACCCACAACGCAACGCAGAGAUUCAGCACCUGUAAGCGACACCAUAAAUUGAAUGAAGAA
Salpingoeca rosetta is the source of this 3109-nucleotide messenger RNA. RefSeq lists its product as uncharacterized. Gene Ontology annotation, molecular function: hydrolase activity, hydrolyzing O-glycosyl compounds; carbohydrate binding. The transcript has a single exon. Bases 116 to 2860 code for a protein of 914 amino acids. Gene Ontology annotation, biological process: carbohydrate metabolic process. The record is from RefSeq and is a predicted model, not a curated record. NCBI's taxonomy places the organism in Eukaryota, Choanoflagellata, Craspedida, Salpingoecidae.